AUGGUUCUUGUCGCCGUUGCUGGCGGAAGUUCUCCGACAUUAGGACGGUCCAUUGUGACCGCGAUUCUCGCAACCGGCAAGCAUGAAGGCGUGAUUCUGUCGAGGAAACGCUUGGAUGCAACAGAAGCGCCGGCCUCUCUUUAUGGCGCACCGGUCAUCUACGUCGAUUAUGGAUCCAAAGAGCAGCUGGCUUCUGCGCUCAAGGAUGUCCACACUUUGAUCUCUGUUCUAAAGAUUGCCGACCCAAAGGACAUGAUCAACCAACAUCUCAAUCUCCUGGAAGCUUGCAUUGCUGCCAACGUGUCCCGCUUUGCUCCUUCAGACUGGUCCCUGGGCCCGUUGUCACAUUCCCAGGUCGAUCUACUCGCCAACAAGGAUGAACUCUGGAAAGUCUGUGCUCAUGUAGCGGAAAAGUACGGCAUUGCUUGUGCAGACUUCCAGACUGGAGGGUUCAUGAACUACUUUGCACAAGGAAAGACAUUCACAUCCGAGAAGGAUAAAGAGUUUGCCCUGGGUGGACUGGAAGAUGACUUGAUGCUCGAGUACAUCGACAUUCCCAAUGGCAAACUAGCCAUCCCACUUGGCGCGAGCGGUCAACCAAGUAAAAUCACAAUGACACAUCUAGACGAUGUUGGCAAGUUUGUUGCAGCUGCAGUUGAUCUACCACUGCAAGUCUGGCAAGGCCAUUUGGGAAUAGCAGGUGAUUCGUUCUCAUUCGAGGAGGCUGCAGAGCUUUUGGAAGGCAAAAAAGUGCACGUUGACCGUCAAACCUUGUUGGUGCAGCAAUGCGAUCAGCGCAUCGAGUCCUACGACGAUGAGCUUGCUAACCACUUUAGUAUAAAGGCCUUGAAAGGUAAAAUGGUGGCGCAGAUGAUGAAAGUGCAGUGCGGUGGACAAGUUGGAGGCGCAAUUGUCGCGGCCACCCUGAAUGAGCUGUGCCCAAGCCUCAAUCCAAUCACCAUCAGGGAAUAUAUUAAUUCAGUUUACUAG
This is a messenger RNA of Exophiala aquamarina CBS 119918, 990 nucleotides long. RefSeq lists its product as uncharacterized. Bases 1 to 990 code for a protein of 329 amino acids. Lineage: Eukaryota; Fungi; Ascomycota; Eurotiomycetes; Chaetothyriales; Herpotrichiellaceae. The transcript has 2 exons. The record is from RefSeq and is a predicted model, not a curated record.